Microthlaspi erraticum is the source of this 693-nucleotide messenger RNA. The record is from the annotation of a GenBank genome assembly. Lineage: Eukaryota; Viridiplantae; Streptophyta; Magnoliopsida; Brassicales; Brassicaceae.
AUGGCAGAGAGUAAACCAUUGAUCGGUCUUAAAUGGGAACCAAAGCUUCCAGGCAUAUCUCUAGAGUCGAAAACUGGUUCCAGCUCAAUCAAAGAAGCCGUGAGACACGAAAGCUGUUCUCUUUGGACGUCUAAGUCAGCGCUCGUGGAUGGUCUUUGUCUUCCUCCUACUGAUCCAAAGAAGGUUAACAAGAUUGCUAGAAAGCAAAUCAAAGACACAGCUGGAUCAAACUGGUUUGAUAUGCCGGCACCGACAAUGACUCCCGAAUUGAAAAGGGAUCUUCAAAUGCUUAAGUUGAGAAAUGUAAUGGAUCCUAAAGUACACUACAAGAAAGCUGUGUCCCGGUCGAGAUUAGGUGACAAGUAUUUCCAGAUUGGAACAGUAAUUGAACCAGCUGAAGAGCACUAUUUAAGAUUGACAAAGAAGGAGAGGAAAACAAGUCUUGCUGAAGAGUUGGUCUCAGACCCCAAAUUUAAUCAGUACAGGAAGCGUAAAGUGAGGGAGAUUGAAGAGAAGAACAGAGCCGUUGAGCAUAUGAAAUGGAAGAAAAAGAAAACUAACGACGCCGUUCGUUGUUUCAGACAGUUCCACCGAUUAGGGUUUUUUCUACGGCCGGCGGUUCCAGGCAAUGGGGUCUCACGAGCAAUCGGAGAGAAAAUCGCCGGAGAAAAGUGGUUCGAGCAGUGUCUCUAA